GCUAUCAGUUAUUUCCCCUUUAUACUGGAGCUCUCCGUUAAACUUUGCUAAACCUCACAAGACACGUGGGUCAGCUUAUUGCAUCGAAAAUGCAGCGAGACAGAAAGUAUGAAAAGGGUGAAGCCACCCAGUUCAUUACAAGAAGGAAAGCAAUACAGAAACUACAACUUUCUCUGCCAGACUUCAGGCGUCUAUGCAUCCUGAAAGGUGUGUAUCCACAAGAACCAAAGAAGAAGAAGGCUGUUGGUCAUGGCAGCCGAGCCAUCCACACUUACUACCAUGUCAAAGACAUUGCAUUUCUCUCACACGAACCCAUCAUCAAGAAGUUUAGAGAAUUCAAGCAUUAUAUGCGGCGGUUGAAGAGGGUUAAAGAAAAACGAGUGAAAGGCGCCACCAAGAGGAUGAGAUAUUGCAGACCAACUUACAAAUUGGAUCAUGUAGUGAGAGAACGUUACCCGACAUUUGCUGAUGCCCUUUGUGAUUUGGACGACUGCCUGUCGUUAUUGUUUCUCUUUGCAACGUUUCCAAAAAUGCAGCGAGUCAAUGUUCAUCGUAUCAGGCUCUGUCGCCGACUUACAGUGGAGUUCAUGCAUUACAUAAUAGCUUCGAAAUCCUUGAGAAAGGUGUUCAUCUCCAUCAAAGGUAUUUACUUCCAGGCUGACAUUCAAGGAACUAAAGUCAACUGGGUGAUCCCUCAUGCUGUUGCCCACAAUUAUGCGACAGAUGUUGAUUAUAAAAUCAUGGAAACGUUCGUUGAGUUUUACACAACUCUGAUGGGAUUCACAAAUUAUCGUUUCUACAAUUCUAUCAACUUGUAUUAUCCUCCUCAGUUGAACAUUGGAAACACCACAAAACAACCUGUCAUUGAUGACAGUGAAGAAAGCGACAUUUAUGAAGAACAACUGGCGGCUAUGACUCAACAGCUGAAGAAACAUGGUGACAAUGUUGAUGAAGAAAUUGACGAGUUUCCAGUUGUCAAUCCUGAGAAUCCAGACGAAGUAGAAAUGGCCAAAAUGGAAUACAAGAAUCUCCUUCGAUUUCAAAAUCUGUUUAAAGGACUCAAAUUCUUUCUCAACCGAGAAAUUCCAAGAGAAUAUAUGGUAUUUAUUAUUCGUUCUUUUGAUGGUGAAGUGUCUUGGUCAAACACAGGAAGCCUUGGACACUCGUAUCAGGAAGAUGACGAAACCAUUAGUCAUCAGAUUGUCGAUCGACCAAAUCAAGACAAGAAAUAUUUAUCACGUUACUAUAUCCAGCCGCAGUGGGUGUUUGAUUGUGUGAAUGCACAGAAACUGGUCCCUGUCGAAGACUACUUCCCUGGAGAGUUGUUACCCCCGCAUCUAUCACCGUUUGUUGUUGAAGAAGAAGGGGAAUAUAUACCUCCUGAAAAAUUGGCACAGUUGUCAGAAGGCCAAGAAGGUGAAGAGGAAGGAGAAGAAGAAGAAGAGGAGGAGGAGGAGAUGGCUGUUGCUGGUACCGAGGCCUCGGAAAGUGAAGCUGAAGAUAAGAUCAGUGAUAAAGAAAAUGGAAAUUCUCCUGUCAAGAAAAAGACCUCAGGAAAGAAGAAGGCAGCUCUGAAAAAACGUAAACUUUUUGUUUUGUGUUUCGUUGAGCAGAAGCGCAGCACGAAGAAGAUGCAUGUAAUUCCUGGCAGUGUGGAGAAGGUCGACGAAGUGAAGGUGGUACGACAACAGAAGGAGGAGAAGAAACUGGCCGAGAUGAUGAUUCCGAAGAAGAAGAAGAAACUCUACGACAAGAUCGUGAUGAGGAAGAAGAAGAUUGCUCAGGAGACAAGGAAACUGAAACAAAAGAGGGAUGCCAUCGAGAAGGAGAAAAAAACUGGCAAAACUGUCCGUCAGAAGAGAUAAAGAAUGUAAUGGAUGAUGAGGAGAUUUCAUUGAGUGUGGAGGAGACUGACUGAUAGGAUGAUGGUGUGUGAGACCGAGAUGAAGAAGUUGUAUGGCAAUAUUUUAAAAAGACAAUAAAAAUUAUAUAUAUGUAUAAA
Molecule: messenger RNA, 2002 nt
Organism: Octopus bimaculoides (California two-spot octopus)
Lineage: Eukaryota; Metazoa; Mollusca; Cephalopoda; Octopoda; Octopodidae
Product: pescadillo homolog
Biological process (GO): maturation of LSU-rRNA from tricistronic rRNA transcript (SSU-rRNA, 5.8S rRNA, LSU-rRNA); ribosome biogenesis
Cellular component (GO): PeBoW complex; nucleolus
Molecular function (GO): RNA binding
Source: RefSeq, a predicted model, not a curated record